Branchiostoma belcheri (Belcher's lancelet) is the source of this 2023-nucleotide messenger RNA. RefSeq names its product zinc finger protein 84-like. NCBI's taxonomy places the organism in Eukaryota, Metazoa, Chordata, Leptocardii, Amphioxiformes, Branchiostomatidae. Gene Ontology annotation, cellular component: nucleus. The record is from RefSeq and is a predicted model, not a curated record. The coding region runs from base 971 to 1972 and encodes 333 amino acids. Gene Ontology annotation, biological process: regulation of transcription by RNA polymerase II. Gene Ontology annotation, molecular function: DNA-binding transcription activator activity, RNA polymerase II-specific; RNA polymerase II cis-regulatory region sequence-specific DNA binding. The transcript is spliced from 7 exons.
AUUCAUCAGAAUCAACAUGGUGGACGGAUGAGAAAAAUAAUAUUUUGAUCGAUAAGAAUACGUCAAUUGACAGUAUUAGCCGACAACUGCAGAUGGGUUGACUAGAGGCUAUCCUUUAGAACAUAACCACAUCUCGAAAGUCAAGAAUCCCCUAAUAUUAUUCAGUCAGAAUGGAGGACACUGAGAGCGUAGCGUGUUCUCACUGUGACACGCCGGUGCACAGACAGUGGUUAGUGGAUCACGUGAAGGAGGAACUCCUGAGUGAUACCUUGUCUCACCACUGCAGCCUUUGUUCAGACAUUCUACAGACCCUGACUGACUUGCUGUGUGCCGUGCACCAGUACAGACACCUGAAAACACCUGUCAUCAACAUCACCUGCUCCAGGUGCUCUUUCAAGGCUGGCAGUGUGGAAACAUUUGUGGAACAUCUACAGAUGUGGUGCGAAACAGAGAGGGAUGGAAUUAAACCUGGUCCAUGUGCAUCACCCACUCCUACUGAGCACACUGGCUAUGCAUAUAGGGAAUGCAAUCUGCCAAACAAUGAUAGCAAAGAAGACAAGGGGGAGGGAGGUACUUGUGAGAAGACAGUUGGUACGAGGGAUGAGAAGAUGGGUGAUUGGGAUGGACAGCAGUUUCAGCAGAUGAUGAGCUUAUUGUUGACAGAUACAUCAGGAAAGGGGCACUUAAGAAAGAGCCCUAAGCAAGAUGUAGGACAAUAUAAUAGCAAAGUGACCAUUGACACAACUUCAGUUUGUGAGAACGAUAAAAAAGAAACUGGUACCCAACAAGGUAUGACAUGGGUGGGAUUUAAAGAACAAACUUCUUACCAUGAAAACCAAGAUGCCAUUGGCCAACAAUGUAUUAACUGUGAAGGAUAUGAUAAACAAAUAUCCAAAUCAUGUCAGAGAAGGGAAGAAUGCCAAGAAGCAAGAGGAUCUAGUAGAUUGUUCCCACCUCACAAGACAGGAAAAUGCAGAAGACUGAACUAAGCAGUGAUUGUAAUAAGGACCAAUGCAUUGCAGCAAACAGAAAGCAAAACAAGACCAAGAAAGUUCUCUUGAAUUGUCAUCUAUGCAAUCACUCGAGCCAGAGAAAGGACCAACUUGAGUCCCACAUUCUUGAGACCCAUGGAAAAGUGGAGUACAAGUGCUACAGUUGUACCUUCAUUGCAAAAAGUCCCAGAAACCUACAACGACAUCAGCUGAUUCACCAAAGAAUACAUAAAUGCAGGUACUGUGACUUUACUACACGCUGGCAGAACAGCCUGGUUCUACAUGAGAGACGUCACACGGGAGAAGGCAUGAUGAAAUGUGAACAUUGUGACUACGUCACUCCUGACAAAGAUGGCCUCCUCAGACAUCAAAUCAAACACAUAGGAAAAAAGCCGUUUGUAUGUGGACACUGCAACAAGGCGUUUGCCCGCAAGUGUGAGCUGAAGCGUCACGAGCUUCGUCACGCCGGGAUCAAGAGUGCCAUGUGCCACAUCUGUGGAGACACGUUCCAACAGAACCAGAGCCUGGUGCACCACAUCCAGGCACAGCACCACGGCCUCAAGGUGUACAAGUGUGACCAGUGUCCAUUUGAGAGUGGAUACUAUUCUUCUCUUUUGACACACAGGCGGGCCUAUCACACAAAUGAAAAGCCGUAUAGGUGUGAGUUUGAAGGCUGCAACUAUGCGUCAGCCAGCACGUCACAACUUAGAGUACAUAGGAGAAAACAUACAGGAGAGAAGCCAUUUAAGUGCACGAUGUGUAACUAUGCCUCUGCUGACAGUGCUGGACUGCGUAAACAUGUGAGGAGACACUCCAACCUGCGGCCCUACAAGUGUAACAUGUGUGACUUUGACACCAAGCACAGUUUCCUCCUCAGAAAACACAAAGAGACCGCACACAACGUCAUGACCAACUGUAAAUACAAUCCGCGUCAGUGGUCUUCAAUGGUCACCACAGAUGUCAAUUCUACAAAACAAUAACAGAGUGCCAAUGGAUGUUUUUGAUCAAGAUUUAAAGACUUUAGAAAACCA